AUGGACAAGGAAACCAAGAGAAUUGGGUCCUUGAAGAGAAUUCAGCUUCACGUGACCAAAUGUCAAGAAUUCAAAACUCUUCUAAAUGCUUCUCUGGACUUCAUCUCCUCGGUGAUCUCGGUUCACUUCAAUCACACAAAGAUGUCUUGCUCCAGCCUGUACUAUCCAGAAUGCGGGGUGGCCCGACCCAGCCCAGUUUCCGGCACCUGCAACGAGCCGUGCGUGAGGCAGUGCCCUGACUCCGAAGUGGUGAUCAGACCCUCACCGAUUGCCGUGACCAUCCCAGGGCCCAUUAUGAGCACCUUCCCUCAGCAGAGUGAAGUGGCAGCUCUAGGAGCCCCUGUGGUGGGAUCCGGCUAUGGCGGCUCAUUUGGUGCGGGAGCACUCUCCGGCUAUGGAGCUCCUUACGGGGGAUACUACGGCUUGGGAGGUUUCGGUGGUUAUGGGGGACGUUUUGGUUAUGGGGGUCUCUGUGGUUAUGGAGGUGGUUAUGGUUACGGGAGAGGCUUUGGGGGACUCUGUGGUUAUGGGGGAGGUUAUGGGGGGCUCUGUGGUUAUGGGGGAGGUUAUGGGGGGCUCUGUGGUUAUGGGGGAGGUUAUGGGGGACUCUGUGGUUAUAGGGGAGGUUACGGUUAUGGAGGAGCAUGUGGCACCGGGGUGUCUUGUCAUCGGUACCUGAGUGCAUGCGGCUCACCAUGUUAGACACGGCAGGAAACUCUAUGGCCAAAGGAAAGACCAGGAAAUGAACAGCAACUGAUAGAUCCCGAUAUCGAUUUCAGAAGGGCCGUGCCGGCCUGACUCCAGCUGAGCUCCACGUGAGCUGUAUCUGCCCAGCCCCUUUCUCUUAUGGAUCCGUGUCUAAUGUCUUGCUAGGAUCCCUUUCUGCCAGUGCUUCCCCACCACGUGUUUAUUCCCUUUGUCACAUAUGGACUCACUCGUGUUUUACUAACCCCACAGUGUGUAGGAAACAGGGGCCUUAUGAAAGCAUCCGUUGCAUUUAUUUAUUGUUUGUCCAACCUUGCAGCCAUAACAAAAGGAAAAGAACUUCUUGCCUCAUAUGUAUCCAAGCAACAGGAGUGUGUGUGUGAUUAUUCGCAGCCCAUAUUAAGAACGGAGGAUACGUUCUUUCUGCUUUGUAUUAUUGUUUUCUGUAAUUGCGUAUUUGCAAAUUUCAUUCACAUUAAAAAUUGCGUUGCAUCA
Molecule: messenger RNA, 1200 nt
Organism: Pelodiscus sinensis (Chinese soft-shelled turtle)
Lineage: Eukaryota; Metazoa; Chordata; Testudines; Trionychidae
Source: RefSeq, a predicted model, not a curated record